This is a messenger RNA of Protopterus annectens (West African lungfish), 8260 nucleotides long. RefSeq names its product zinc finger protein 383-like. Gene Ontology annotation, molecular function: RNA polymerase II cis-regulatory region sequence-specific DNA binding; DNA-binding transcription factor activity, RNA polymerase II-specific. Gene Ontology annotation, biological process: regulation of transcription by RNA polymerase II. The transcript is spliced from 7 exons. Bases 95 to 1930 code for a protein of 611 amino acids. NCBI's taxonomy places the organism in Eukaryota, Metazoa, Chordata, Ceratodontiformes, Protopteridae. The record is from RefSeq and is a predicted model, not a curated record. Gene Ontology annotation, cellular component: nucleus.
GUAGGACAAAGUUAAAAGAGCCUUGUCAUCCAUCAGAUCCAAAGUUGGUGCUUUAAAAAAUAUACGAAACAAGAGUGAGAAGGAACUCAAAGACAUGCAUGAAGAUGCUUAUAGUUUGCAACAAUACAUUAAUCAAGAGUUUGCAAAACUGCAUCAGUUUCUCCAUGAAAAGGAGCAGAAACUCAUUCAGCAACUUAAGACGGAAGAAGAAAAAACUCUGAAUGAAGUAGAAAAAAACCUUGACUGCAUCAAACGUGAUGUUAUAUCCACCAACAUUACAGUGGUUGAUGCCAACAUAGAGCACAAGAAAUUAGUCGUAGAGACUCCAGAUGAAAAGGAAGAAAACAAUUUAUGCAUUAAAAAUGAUGUCAUGGCCUUUCAGGAAACAGUACCUCAUAACUCAGAAGUUGAAAAAAUACCAGUAUUGUUUGAGGAUGUAGCUAUUUCUUUCUCAGAAGAGGAGUGGAAGAUGUUAAGAAAACAAGACAAGGAGCUUCACAGGGAAGUGAUGACACAGAACUAUGAAGCCUUAAUUUCUCUCGGAUCUGCGAUCCCACCAGAGCAAUUAUUACUGCUUCUUAAAGAAGGUUAUGGUGAACUGCCGCAGGAUGAUGAUGUGAGAAAAAAUGCCACACAAAAGAACAAUAACCCUGAGCACAAGCUGAAGAGAUCUGAAGUCCCAUCAGAGAAAUUAUUAUUGCUUCCUAAAGAAGGUUAUGGUGAACUUCCACAGGAUGAUGAUGUAAGAAAAAAUGCCAAAGAAAAGAACGAUAACCCUGAGCACAAGCUGAACAGAUCUGAAGUCUCAUCAGAGAAAUUAUUAUUUCUUCUUAAAGAAGAUUAUGGUGAACUGCCGCAGGAUGAUGGUCUCCGAAAAAAUGCCAAAGAAAAGAAUGAUAAACCCAAGCACAAGCUGAAGAAUUACAGAAGCACAAAUACCAGCGUGAUUUGCCAUCAGCAGCAACCACUUGUGACACUCCUGUCACAUCACCCUAUGGACCUGCCACACUGUGCUCAACCUGUGAAGGUUACCGACAGGCUUCAUUUUACACCUGCAACACAAUUUCACUCAGAGCUUAACUGUAGCAAGAGCUGUGAACUUAAUGCAACUCUUGCUUUGCAACAAGUUCCAGUAGUACACCAGCCAUCUUGUACAAAGGACAAACCAUAUAAAUGUCCUGAAUGCAGUAAGUAUUUUUCAACCAGAAGUUCUCUAAAACGACAUCAGACUAUUCAUGUGGGGAGCAAACCAUAUCAAUGUACUGAGUGCAGUAAGUGUUUUGCACGGAAUUCUAGUAUGAUGCAGCAUAUGGCUAUUCACACAGGAGCAAAACCAUACAAGUGUACUGAAUGCAGUAAGUGUUUUUCAUGUAGUAGUCACCUGAUAGAACAUCAGCGCAUUCAUACAGGUGCAAAGCCAUAUAAAUGCACUGAAUGUAGUAAGUGUUUUAGACAUAGUUCUGCUAUGAAGCGCCAUAAGGCUAUUCACACAGGAGCAAAACCAUACAAGUGUACUGAAUGCAGUAAGUGUUUUGCACAGAGUUCUAGUUUGAUGAGCCAUAUGAGUAUUCACACAGGAGCAAAACCAUACAAGUGUACUGAAUGUAGUAAGUGUUUUGCAAAGAGUUCUACUAUGAAGCAUCAUAUGGCUAUUCACACAGGAGCAAAACCAUACAAGUGUACUGAAUGCAGUAAGUGUUUUACACAGAGAUCUACUAUGAAGCACCAUAUGGUUAUUCACACAGGAGCAAAACCAUAUAAGUGCACUGAAUGCAGUAAGUGUUUUACACUGAGUUAUAGUAUGAUGCGCCAUAUGGCUCUUCACACAGGAGCAAAAUCAUACACGUGUACUGAAUGCAGUAAGUGUUUUUCAUGUAGAAGUCACCUGAUACAACACCAGCUCAUUCAUACAAGGAGCAAAGCCAUAUAAAUGCACUGAAUGUAGUGUUUUAGAUAGAGUUCUGGUAUGAUACACCAUAUGGCUAUGCACAAAGGAGCAAAACCAUACAAGUGCACUGAAUUUAGUAAGUGUUUUUCACGUAAAAGGAAAAUGAUACACCACCAGGCCACUCACACAGAGGAGUAACCAUAUAAAUGUUCUGAAUGUAAUAAGGGUUUCAUGCACCAAAAAGCCUAAUGUCUCAUCAUACUAUUCAUGUAGAGAGCAAACCAUAUAAGUGUACUUAAUGCAGUGUCUUUUUCAUGGCAUAGUAGCUUGGUCCAGUAUUGUGCCACUCAUACAUGAGAGAAACGAUAUAAAUGUACUGAGGGUAAUAAGUGUUUUUCAUAUAACUGGUACCUGAUUCAGCAUCAGGCCAUUCACAGAGGGGCAAAAAACAUAUAAAUGUGCUGAAUGAAGUAAGUGUUUCACACACCCAAGUGGCCUAUUCUAUCAUAAGGUCAUUCACAUGCAGAAGAAAGUCAUUACUGGGCACAUUGUGGUUACUGCAAAGAGCAAUUGUGGCUGACACCAAAGAUUGAAAACGUACUCAUUUCAUGAACUUUAAUCGCACUUUGACUUAGGAAUGGGGUACAUUCCCAUCAUGGUAUGAGAACCCCAAAAGACUUGGAGAAAUUAAAAAAAAAAGAAAAGGAAGAAAGCAGUCCUUACAAACAUUAAAGACUCCAGGAAAUCACAUAUUAAAAUCAUUAACAUUUGCAGAAAUUAAGAAAACAUCUGUAUAAAUGUUCUGGAUGCCUAUCACAUAGUUGUACAUUGUAGCAUCAGAUAACCCACACAAUGGAACAAGUCCUAAUAGAGAUAAGGAAUCUAAAAGAACAAGACAGUAAUAUCUGUGGAACUGAAUUAAUCUUCAAUCCUUUGCUAGUACCUUCAUGUGAUUGAACAUGCUUCUACAGAAUCUCACUACCAAGAUGAUACUGAUGUAUGCUAUAUUUUAUAUAUCAUGGAGCAAAAUGGGGUAAAAAAAGAACACUAGGACCACAUGUUCUAGUAUAAUAAUUACCCAAACCUGACAAUAGGCAGUGGUCCCAGGACUGGAAAAAUACUGCAGACUCAUCGGAGCACAGAAACAUUCCUACCAAAUUGGGCCAUGUUGUGAGUGUUCUCCCUGUUUAGAAGGGAGCAGCAGUCCAAGAAAAAAAAUGAUAGGCUAAGCAAAAGAGCUACAAACAACAAAGUGGACGGUUUUGGAUAAAAGGAGAGAGAGAAUAUAUGUUAUUUCUGUUAUACAACAAACCCAUAACAUCCACAGAGUGGAUAUAUAGCAAGAGUAAGAGUAAGAAAGAAGUUGUCAGAGGACAGAAAACAUUUUCAUCAGAACUGUUAAAAGCAACAGAUGACAUUUAAAAUCUUUAAUAAAACAAAACAGCAUCACAGCACUUAGAUAAAGGAACACUAGGCUGUCUAGAAAAGAUGUGAUUAAAACAAAAACAAAGGCCAUAAAAUGUAGUAUGGUCUUGGCGGUAUGAUAUGAUAUUUAUAUGUUAUGAGUUACCUUCAGUUUGCUGACAAUCCACUUCCCUGAAACCCAGUGUACCGACACGUCAAAUCACCGACAUUCUCAAAGCAGACGUUAAUGCAUGGUUAGUGAACACUUGGCCAUCUAGUUGAACUUUGCCCCUUACCCCCACAGUAGUGUAUUUUGGAGUUGGUAUAUUUAGUAAGGGGUGGGGGUUGUUUUCUUCAGGUAGUUGUUCCAUCGGGAUGGCCAAGUGUUUACUUACCUUUCGGGAAACGUCGGCUUUCAGAAUGUCAGUGAUUUGACAUGUCGGUAAACUGGGUUUUGGGGAAGUGGACUGUCGAUAAACUAACCCGUAUAUAAUAUCAUAUAUAUAUAUAUAUAUAUAUAUAUAUAUAUAUAUAUAUAUAUAUAUAUGAAAUAAUGUUGUGGUAAUGAAUGUGGCUACAUCUCCCAAGAUAUUUGAAGAAAAGUGCAGGCAAAGAAAUCGGGACACUGUGAAUUUUGCAAAGGAAUGAAUGUAAACACAAAAUUGUAAUGUAACAAGAAGCAAAAUUUCUAGUGAUAUGAAAAAGCAGCACACAAACAUAACCAAGAAGGAAAGGGUUUAAUGUGGAGACUGAAAUACAGGCAAUAUUACAGCAUGAUGAAUCAGUAAAUCCCCAGACACGGCAGAACACUUUUAGAAAAGAUACACUGUAAAGUAAAAUUUUAGACAGUUCUGUAGGAAAUUUGAUAGAAAUUCCAGUAAGAAUUGUACAGCAAGAUUAAGUGAAGUAAACAAAAAGCAAAGAAAGAGGACACACUCACAGCUAAAAAGCAAACAAUCUUAGUGAGGACCCACUUAACUGAAGAGAAGACAGCAGACAUGUUAAGAUGUAUGAUAGAAUUAGACUACAGAAGUUGAAUAAAGACUUCCAACUGUCAGAAAUGAUAAAGCAAAUGAACACAGCAACUUGGACUAUCAAAAGUGAUUCCUCUGAAGCAGAAAAAAAGCAGUAAACUACUGUACAACUAAAGUAAUACAUAAGCUGCUCCCACAUAAUGUAGAUUAACAAAAGAAAAAAAGAAAUGGACCACACAGAAAUGCCACCAUGGAUAGAGGAAAUGCAAAGCAACUAAAGCUAGACGUAUCACUAAUUGAAGAAUAUCGAAAAGGGAAUACUCUUAAGUGAUGUGAUAAAAGAAAACACAACAUAAAACAGCUUAAGAUUUACCUUAAGCCAUUUCCAAAAGUAAACCAAAAAUAGCACAAGUAGAAAAUGUUGAAAGGCAUAUAAAGGUAAAGGAAGGGGUCAAAAGCAGUUCAUGGGUGUCCAAAAAGGUUUUAUAUAGACUUGGUGUGACUAUUGCUGUUUUAUUUCCCAUUUAAAAAAGUAGAAAUCCUUACAUUUAGGAGACGUCUGUAUGAAGUUCCUGUUGAACAUAACCAAGAAGCCAAAUGCAGAUGAGUUAAAAGUAAUAGUAAGAAGAUGAUAUAAAAUGGGAAUGAAGGAAAGUCAGAGAAAUUGAAAUAAAAUUUAAGUCUCCUAACUGUAAAACUCCAGGUCCGGAUCCAUUAACCAACUUCUGGCUAAAGGUUUUAGCUUCUUUGCACAAUAAUGUAGGCCUGAGAAAACAUGUAUGUGCAUCCUGAAUAGACACCAUCUUGGUUAGUAACAGGAAAAAACACAAGCAUCCAUAAGAGUGAACCUGCAAGCCAUGUUGAGAACUGUGGGGCAGCUUUCCUUUUGACAACAUAUAAAUUAUAUACUGGAAUUGAUAUAGAUUUUAUAGUCAUUUAGAAAAAAGAUCAAUUGUGGUAGAACACAAAGGUAAUAAAACAAAAUAUAGUGAACAAAAGUAGAAUCUGUUAUUAAAACUAUAACAGAGUGCUGUAAAAAGAAGUGAAAUCUCAAGUAUGGAAUGGAUAUACUAAAAAUGACACCAUUCCAGAUUCAUAGCUUGUAGAAUGCUUAUAGAUGUAUAGAAUGCACCCAGCAUUGGUAAAUUACUUAGCCGUCUCUUUAAAACAAUGGGAAGCCAAUUAUAACUGAGUCAUAAUAAAAAGCAAAUUACGAUCCCAGACAUACAAAGUUCCAAAGAGGAAUAUUCUAGGGCAAUUCUUUGUUACCACUGCUGUUUUGCAUUGCAAGUCACUAAGCUAUUUACUUAACAUACUAGGCAACGGCUACAGCUUGACUUCCAGAAACCAAUACUGCUGAAUGGCAUCUACUUUGUGUGGAUCGUCUAAAAGUGUAUAGCUCAUUUGACAAACUGUUAAAAGCAGAAUUACAAAUAGUUAAAACUUUUGCAUAUGAUAUACGGAUAAUGUUUAGUCUUGAUAAAUAAGAAUAUACAAUAUUUUAGCUGGAAAAAUGAAUCAUCAAGAAAAUAUAAAACUGCGAGAGAAAGAGAUAAUAUAAAAGAGGUUGAACAAGAUGGAAUGUAUUAAUAUCUGAGAAUACAUGAAUGGUGGGCAAUAAUUCAUGAACAGCUGUUAGUAAGAAAUGUUUUCUAAGACUAAAGCUAUUAUUGAAAACUGCCUUGACAUCUAUUAAAAAAACUUCAAGCUGUCAGUCAACAUGUUCGUAUUAUUCUAACUUACAGGAUUGGUAUAAUCGACUGAUCCCAGAAAGGAUUGGCUUGGGCAAGAAAACUGCUUAAUGUUCAUCAAAUACUAUUAACAAUCAGUGCAUGAGGUGAUUGUAUGUCCUUCAUACUGAAGGGAGGCAUGGCCCUCCUUUGAUCUGACUGUAUGUACAGGUCCGCAGUUGAGGGACUGCAGGCAUAUUUGCUAACCUCAUCAAAUCCAAACAACAUGAAUGUUGUAAACCAAGAGCAAAACAAGUCUGAGAUGAUAUCUUUGCUCAAAACAGUAGAAACAUUUCAGUAAAAAAUUAGAAUGGAAGUCAAACCAGAAGAAGACAAAAAGGGGGGCAGAUGACAAAUGAAAUCCCAAAAAAGAAAAGAAGAUGGAGAGCAAGACAAUGCAUAAAGAAAUAAAACUGGGAAGUCUACAGUUAAUGGUGGCAAAUGUGGAGAACUACAGUAAGAGCCAAUGUUAAUUAAAAUUUGAUGAAUAAAUGGAUAAAGGGAGACUAAUAUAAAUCAAAAGCUGAACUUGAAUAAGGACCACUCAAGAUAAUGAAUUACAUAAAUGAUGGUUUACAAACUUUAUAGAAAAAGUGGAAGAUGCAGACAAAUGUAGGCUUUGUAGUACAAAACUAAAACAGUUGUACAUCUUGUUCCUUUUUGUGAUGUACGUAUGGCUGAGGGGUCUGUACUCUGACAGGUAUAGUAAUGUCACAAGACCAUUACAUUGGGGAUUGUGCAAAUACAGCUGCAUACAGCUAGCUGAGAAGCACUGCACACCAAAAAGAACUGAAAGAAGAGGCAUGUAAAGAUAUCCAGGAAUAAAUGAAGGAUCAGCAACUCAACAUUAGUAAAUGACAACAAAGCCUAGUAAGGUAUAUUUUACAAGACUAGAACUAAUAACUAAAUACUUUCUUGACAUUUAGGAAAAAUAUAUAAAUCAGCUUGCUGUCACUGUUGUAAUUGGCAGCUUUGGUUUGAUUGGCCAUCAUAACAGUCAGAACAUUUUUAAGGCAUGGAUAAAUUGCACAAGGGCAUUGAAUAGCAAAGAUUCACAAACUGUACUAAAUCAUGUAGAAAUAGCUACGAAAAAGUCACAAAACACUUGAAAGAAGUAUGAAAAAGACAAGUUAUUAUUCCAGGUAUAAAAUCCAGUGGAGAAUACUUCAGGACAAUUCUCUUUCAGCAUUGCUGUUGCCUUGUCCUCAGUUUUGUUUAGUUAACAGACUAGGCUGUGAGUGCAGUUGGAAUUUAUAUUGUCAUUUAACAUGUUAGUUAUUUUUGUGUGUGAUCUAAAGCUAUAGCUUAUUUUACAGACAACUGAAUGUGUAACUGAAAGCAGUAGAAAUCUUAUCAGAUAAUAUAAGAAUGAUAUUUGCCUUCUACACAUGUGUGAAAGCAGCAUUUAUAGCUGGUAGACUGAAGUAUCAAGGAAGUAACCGGAGAGAAAUCUAAUAAAAACUGAAACAAGAGGAAGUAUAUACAUAUUUGGGAAUGCAUUAAAGAUCAUUGAUACAGCAUGACCAAAGCUUAGUAAGGAAUAUUUUAAAUUACUACAUCUAAUACUGGAGACUGCUUUGAUAUGUGGGAGUAAAGCUCAAACUUUAACUUAUUAAUAACCUAUCUGAUGUGGAAUGUCACACAUCUAGCAGCCAGCACACAUCUUGUAUUCCAGAGCAUUUUCUGAAAAAUAAACUUAAAAAGCAUAAGAUAAACAAAUGCAUUUAUUUUGGAACAAUAAAAUAUUAAAACUAUAUAAAUAACAAUGUUAUCAGUAAGAAGGAUUCUUUACAGUGAUAUUCUGUGUGGUUAUAGUAUUUUCCAUAAAUACUGCAGUAUAAUGCUCACAGGCUUAAAAUUAUAUUUUUUGUAAACCUCAGAUUUUCAUAUUUUGAAAACUGCAUAAGCUAGAAAUAUUGUUAUAACAUUUUGUUCACCAGAUAUAAGCUUUUACAUGACAGCAAGAAAUUCUUCUAUGAGAGCAUGUUUAUUGAAAUAUUUACAGAAAUAUGAAAACAUGCUUAAUUGUAUAAUUAGCAAAACAAUUACAGGAUAUCUUUCAAGAUGUGCAAAUUGUAGUGCAAAUACCUAAGACAGUUUUCUGCAACAACAUCUAAGGUUUCACUUAAUAUCAUGCAACAGUUUGUAAAUCACUUGUUUUUGAAAUGUUAAGUACAUAUGCAAAUGCUGCUUAUUUUUAUAAUUGUUAGUGAACAUCUAGCAAUGCUUCCAAUAUAGUGUGAUAUAAAACAGCACUGACAAUG